AUGUUCAAGAGGUCAUCCAUUACAGGCAUUUCCCUUGAUGCCUCAGGCCUCGUGGCGCUGGCAGACCUCUCGACUAUCGCACAAAGAACGGCCCUCACGGGUACUGCUUCGUUUCUUGACAUUCUCAUCCUCGCGCCAGGGAUCCAUCGUCACCAGGCUGCAUCAGAGGUCAAUGGCAGAGAGCUUCCAAUAACAGGUGCAAUGACUACUGGAUAUGUGUUUCGCAUUGAGAACCAGGCAACUGUCAGUUAUCUUCAGAAAAUAGGACGCCCCGGGCGCCUCGUGAACGUGCUCGUCAAGGAGCGGGCCACGAGACCCUUUGGCGUGCAGUGGUUCAAGGUCAAAUUCUUAACAGGCGGUGCUGCUGCAUCCGUAUUGUACCACUUGAUUGUGGUCUUGACCGUCAUCACUAUGACGCUCCUUUUAGUGAUCCGCGAUUGGUGGGCCGUAAGCGUAUUGCUCAUGCUAAUGUUUGCGCGCAUCAUCAACGUAGUGGUGAUCAAGCAGCGGAUCGUGAUGGGAUGGAAAGGGGCGGCAGAGGUGGGAGUACAAGGCGAUCUAUUGGUGCUACUCAGCCAAGAUCGAUGGGUGCGAAUGCUGGGACUGGUGGAUGAUUUGAAAGCAGUAACUUCUGGGCAGUGGCUCCGCGACGAAACGACGAUCGAAGGAUUUGCCACAAGUUUUGCGACGCUGCUGGUCUAUGUCUCCGCAGCGCUUGCAAGUAACGCAUCUACCAUCGGUAGCUUCUUCAUCGUUUGCUUGAUGCUCGUAUCUGUGGCUUUAUUGGGGCUAUGUAACUCCCUCACAGAUUGUCUGCAGAUGUUCGGUCGCAUUGUGACUACUACAGGAGAGUCGAAGAGAUAUGAGCGGAGGCUGGAUAUGGCGAAGGAGCUGGUAGAGUCCUCUCAGCGUGAUGACUGGGCCAUCGGCCUAGGGCUUAUUCUACCGGGAGAUCGGGCAAAGAAAGUUUCCGUCUAGGUUGAUGGGUCUUCAUAAGCAUCUCUUUACUCACAGUGUUUCGCUCUGAUUUACACGGUUUGCGUAUGGGUCUUUCAAGCCUGCGCUGCCGUAGAUACGCUCUUCUGUAUCGUUUACUGUCAAUCGCUGUUCGUCUGCUGCUCUACGAAUGUACUAUCAAUAUGUCUAUUUUCGCCAUACUGACACGGACGAUGGGACCCGAUCUCUGCAUCUGUACUUCCAGAUGACUCAAAUAUAUCCAUUGCCCUUUCAGUGGCCCAAA
Messenger RNA from Heterobasidion irregulare TC 32-1, 1240 nucleotides. RefSeq lists its product as uncharacterized. The record is from RefSeq and is a predicted model, not a curated record. NCBI's taxonomy places the organism in Eukaryota, Fungi, Basidiomycota, Agaricomycetes, Russulales, Bondarzewiaceae. The coding region runs from base 1 to 978 and encodes 325 amino acids. The transcript has a single exon.